CAUUUUCUAUUUGUUUUCUAUUCUAUUCUUUUCUUAGUUUUCUUUCGUAGAAGCACUUAAGCCGUAUUGUGACAUUUUAGUUUUCAAAGUAAACGUGUUCAUUUACUUUAAAAGUACCUUUUUUCCUGAUUGUUUCGUAUAAGUUUUACAAUUCGCAAGUACUAUCAAACAAUUCGCCAAAAUGAGUGACGAAAGAAUGGUUGAAGAUGUUAAGAAAGAAGAUAAAGUAUACGGCGGAUGCGAAGGUCCCGACGCGAUGUACGUGAAAUUGAUUUCCAGCGACGGCCAUGAAUUCGUAGUGAAGAGAGAGCACGCGCUCACAUCUGGUACGAUUAAAGCCAUGUUGAGCGGUCCUGGUCAGUUUGCUGAAAACGAAACCAACGAGAUACAUUUCCGAGAAAUCCCAUCACACGUGUUGCAAAAAGUUUGCAUGUACUUCGCGUAUAAAGUCAGAUACACAAACAGCUCUACCGAAAUUCCUGAAUUUCCUAUUGCACCUCAGAUUGCGUUGGAAUUGUUGAUGGCUGCGAAUUUCUUAGACUGCUGAUAUAUGUAUCGUAUUUCUGUUCUUUUUUUUAAAUUUAAUUACUCCUUUCCAAUUUUUGAAAACACUUCAUUUUAUUCUGCAACAUCGUUCAAUUGUACCUGAUACGUACGCAAACUGUAAUGAAAUGAUUGUCGAAAGAGUUUUUCCAUCUAAGAAAUGAAAUUCAAUAUCCUAAUACGUCAGAGCAAUGAGUUUUCAGCUUGGUUUUUACCUUAUUCUUAAUAUUAUUAUAGUAAAGUUGAAUUAUUGUUUCUUGUAUUCAUAAGUGUUUUGUAACAUGAUUGUUGCUGUUUAAUUAAAGUGUUUCCUGUAUAGUUUAUAUAUAAUUAUAUCUGCAGUAAUUUUUAAUAAAGAUUUUUUUUUCUA
Planococcus citri (citrus mealybug) is the source of this 913-nucleotide messenger RNA. It is a transcript of the gene EloC, whose product is annotated as elongin C. The transcript has 4 exons. The record is from RefSeq and is a predicted model, not a curated record. Gene Ontology annotation, biological process: ubiquitin-dependent protein catabolic process. The coding region runs from base 182 to 547 and encodes 121 amino acids. NCBI's taxonomy places the organism in Eukaryota, Metazoa, Arthropoda, Insecta, Hemiptera, Pseudococcidae. Gene Ontology annotation, molecular function: protein-macromolecule adaptor activity. Gene Ontology annotation, cellular component: elongin complex.